AUGGAGGAGGAGAUGCAGCCGGCGGAGGAGGGGCCCAGCACCCCCAAAAUCUACAAGCAGCGGGGUCCCUACAGCGUCCUGAAGACCUUCCCCGGGAAGCGGGCGGCGCUGGCCAAGCGCUACGAGAGACCCACCAUGGUGGAGGUGCCCCGCGGGCGCGGAGCGGGGCAGCCCUUCCCGCACGCCGCCGAGCCGCUGCCCUACGCCCCGCACGGCCCGUUCCCCGGCGCGCCCGCCCGCCCCGCCGCUGCCCCCGCCGCUGCCCACGGCCACCCGCGCCCGCCGCUGCCGGCCCCGAGCUCCGCGGGCCGCUACGGCCCCUGCCCGCCCGCGGCGGGGGGCGGCGGCGCGGAGCUGAGCGCAGAGAGUCGAAUGAUUCUGGAUGCCUUUGCUCAACAGUGCAGCCGGGUUCUAAGCCUCUUAAAUUGUGGUGGAAAACUACUGGACAACAAUCACUCUCAGUCCAUGAUUUCUUGUAUAAAGCAGGAAAACCCAAAUUAUAGUGAAAGACAAGAGCAAUGUCAGCUCGGGAAAAUGGUCCAUAGUCAGACAUCAGACAUUUUAGACAUAGAGAUGCAGUAUAUGCAAAAGAAACAACAAACCUCAGCCUUUCUGAGAGUUUUUACUGAUUCCCUUCAGAACUAUUUGCUUUCUGGGAGCUUCCCUUCUCAGAACACCUCAUCAAUAAAUGAUUUUAGCCAUUUGGCAGAUGUGGAUCCACUUUCAGCCUCUCCAGUACACACUUUAGGUGGAUGGACAUCUCCAGCAACAUCAGAAUCUCAUGGCCAUCCAUCAUCUUCUACGCUUCCAGAGGAGGAAGAGGAGGAAGAGGAAGAAGGUUACUGCCCUCGGUGUCAAGAGCUAGAGCAGGAGGUAAUUUCAUUGCAACAAGAAAAUGAAGAGCUUCGUAGGAAGUUGGAGAGCAUUCCAGUGCCCUGCCAGACAGUUUUAGAUUAUUUGAAGACUGUUCUUCAGCAUCACAACCAGCUUAUGGUACCACAGCCAACAGACCAUCCAACUGAGGGGAGCAAGCAGUUGCUGAACAACUACCCUGUGUACAUCACUAGUAAACAGUGGGAUGAGGCUGUAAAUUCUUCCAAGAAAGACGGACGGCGGCUCCUUCGCUAUCUCAUCAGAUUUGUUUUCACAACCGAUGAGCUUAAGUACUCAUGCGGCCUUGGGAAAAGGAAAAGGUCAGUGCAGUCAGGAGAGACAGGUCCUGAAAGACGUCCUCUGGAUCCAGUUAAAGUAACAUGUCUCAGAGAGUUCAUUAGGAUGCACUGCACGUCCAACCCGGACUGGUGGAUGCCGUCGGAGGAGCAGAUCAACAAGGUGUUCAGCGACGCGGUGGGACACGCGCGCCAGGGCCGCGCCGUGGGCACCUUCCUGCACAACGGGCACUCGUGCUGCGAGGGCGGCGAGCAGGGCGCGCAGGACGAGCUCUUCGGCAGAGGGGCGCAGGACGCGCCCGGGGACUGACGGCAGCGUCCGGAGAGGCUGCCCGCCCGGCAUACCCAGCCCUGCUGUCACCUAGCGCUCCAAAGCAUGCUUGAACGCAUCCUGCGUACAUUUCGGCUUCUCCCUCCCACCGUAUCCCAGUUAACAGGAAGAAUUCCAUUUUGAGACCUGCUUUAUGGGACUUCUCAGUGCCUAUUAUUUCCAAACCCUUCAUAGCACGCUCAAAGGGAACGCGCAGUUCAUUUCAUCCAGUUGUAGAGGAAAGGUCAUUUAAAAACUAUAAAAAUGUCAAAAGAAACUGCAGCUACUAUCUCUUCAGCCUAUUGAUAACAAUCCCAGGCCUGGACUUGGAACAGCUGGGUGCUAUCUGCUUUCACUGACUAGAAGAUUUAAGUACAAGUCUGCACAUUUACAACAAAAAAAAAUGUGAUUUCCCAUUUGCUACAGAAAAGAACAUAAUUAUAAAUGCUACCUUAAAAUACCACACAAGAUAGAAAAUCUAGGGACUUUCUUAGCCAAAUCUGUCAGGAAAUUAAGCUUCCCAAGUAAAACAGCAGUACUCAUCAACAGCAGAAUCCUUCAAAGACCCAGAACAAUAGCAGGCACUUCUAACAGAUAAAAAUUGCAUUCUAUAUCAGAUAGACAGUAUAUUUAUCUAGAUUUCUAGAGGAUUAGAGUUGAUCAUGACAGUUUUCAUUAAAACAAGAUUGCUAAAAACAAAUUGCCAUUUCAGAAGACAGAUUUUCCUUUGUCUGUUCCUAGUCUGCAGCCACAUUACGUAGCUUUAGAGGCUUUAAAUUGCCUUUUCUUGUUUUCACUUUAAUUUGUGUUUUAUAUCCAUUCCUUGAAAGAGGUGAGGCAACGUGCUGGUUUUGCUCAGUCUUGCAUUCAGGGAGGGGUUGGGCAAGAAGAACCUGGUUUAUUGUUCUGUAGUAAGUAGACAUGGGAUCCACACUGAGAGCUGUAAGAAAGGAGCUGUUGGAGCAGAAUUCACAAUGGUGCACAACAUUGGAAGCAGAUACUAGCUUUAAAAACAAAUGUCAAUCCACAUAAAAGAGUUCAAUUUUAAAUGUUUAGGAGUCCAUUGUCCCUUUAAAUUGAUCCACGCCAGAAAUGUGCAUGCCAAAGAAACGAUGCCCUUUCCUUUCCACAUCAGGGUGUUUCCAUUUCCUUACCUUUGUGUGCUCACUCAGGCCAGUGUUGGCACCCUCCACAGCCUGAACCAGCACUCCCUGAGGCAACAUUUCCCCACUGGCAGGUAGAGGGAAGUGUUAUUUGGGAAGAAAGCUCACUCCAUUUUGCCCAUCCUUAGUGCUACCUCAUCAGCGUUGGCUCUCCUGAACGCGCCUCUCAUCCUCCCCAGCUUUCCUCACGCCUUGUGCAAGCCACAAGUGUAGCUACUAAUGGCUCCUUUUACCUUCCUCCUCCCCUUCCCCACCUGCUGCCCAUGCACCAGGCAAGGCAGGAGGCACUGGACCCUUCCCCAGAGACCAGGAGGGGCUCUCUGGGGUGCAGAGUCUGCAGCUCCCCCACACAGGAGCUCCUUCCUGCCCUCUGCCUCCCCUUGGCCAGUGGGUUCCCUGUGACUGCUCUCUCCUGGCCCCUGGGUAUCAGAGACAUGGGCUCACCCUGCACUGCCACAGAGAGGACUUUGCUCUGGCCCCAUAUGCUUUAGGCCCUCAAAUGUCCAAUACCUCUCACUUUAACUCACUUUUAUUUUGGUGAUUUUUUUUUUUUUUUUUUUUUUUGAAAGGGGGUUGAAAGGUACUCACUGACCCCAAAAUACUUAAUUUAUUUUCUAUAAGUCAAUUAGCAGUUUAGUCACACAGGACCUCACUAGAACAAUGGGUUUAGAACAGCAUUCCUUCAUCACAGACAGGAGGUGACUUUCUUGGAGUGGUCACACCCCAUGGUGGCCCUGGAGAAGAAAUUCAGUGUAUAGAAAUGUCACAGUACAGAUAUCCUAUAGUAGCUUUUCGGUGUUGAGCUUACACUUUUUUAAAAAGAGCUAUAAUAGAAGAUGUUACAUUACUCAGAUGGUGUAAGUCUUGCUGGUCUAUGUUUAAUGUGGUGACACAUGCCAGAACUAUUUGGUAAAACAUGUCAGAACGUGUGAGUCAACAUUAUACUGUAAAUUUGUCCACAGCGAUAUGUAUCAUGCUGUAUUUUUGUAAACAUUGUGAUGGUUUCCUCUCAGAUGCUUUAUUGUAUGAUGUUUAAGAUAUAAACACUUUUUAACAGUCACAGAACAGAAUUACUGAACUGGACAGACCUUUCACUUAAUAACUGAAAGAUUUGCUGAAAUAACUAGUAUACCUAGCUUUAUUUUUAGUGUAAAAAGCAUAGCCAGCAUCCUGGAGCCACUCACAAUCCUCUGUCUCAUUGUGCAAAAUAACCAAAAGUAUAAUUUCAUCCUGAAAGCCACUUUGGUAGUAGAAAUGGCUUUCCAGGUUUGGACCUUUCUUUAUGAACAAAAUUUUGUCCUCAAUUGCUUCUGUGCACUGGCCAGUGACAUGAAUCAUGGUCACAGACAGGCAUUAACAGACACCAGCUCAUAUUUUUGUUCAUGUUUGGUUUAAAAAUAACAGAGUAUAAAAACUUUUGUCAGCUGUGUUUUUAAUUGCCAUCAUGGCCACUUGACCCACACAUUUCAUUUUUAAAAUCCCAAACCUUGCACAACUUUUUCCAGUUAAUUUGUUCAUUAGGUGUUAUAAAUUCAGACACAUUGAAGCAUCUAAAUAUCUGCAAUAUGUUAGAUAUGGGACCUGAAAUAAUAGAUAGCACAUAAGCCCUUGCAGAGGGAGAUAUCCAUAUUUAGGCAGUGUGAUUUGUAAGCCAGCACAUCCCUUCCCAGCAACAGAAGGAAGCUGCUAUCUAUCAUGUCACUCCAGAAAGUCCCAGGAGGAUAGAGAUUCUUGUCUUAUCCUUCCAUAGGCUUUAAUCUUACUGUCAUUUAUGUAUCUGCCUUCUCUCAAACCUUGUGUAGCAGCACCGCACGCCCAUCUGUGCCAACAUGCCUUCGCUAUAUUUUCUAUGACAAAUAUUUGUGGAGAAACUGUGAUUAAAAGAAAACAUUAAUCCUGAUAUUUUUAUUGUUAUGGUGUAGUUAAUUCUAUGAAUACUUUCUUAUGAUGAUUGUACUGUGUAGAGUAAGUACAGGUUAGGGAUAGACCUUUAUCAGAUAUUGUACAAAAGAAAAGUGCAUAGUGUAAUAUAGACUAGUAAGGUUUUUGUGACAAUUUCUAUAGGAUGUGUGAAUUGUUUUCUAUGUGGCAACACACAUUUCUUUUAAAGAAUAUAAAAUCUUAGAGAAUUUUUUAAACAGUCAAUAUUUUUUAAUUAUAAAGACAUUUGUUACCUACAGGUUACUAUUUCAGGUGUUAAUUCUAAUUUGAAUAUUGGUUUUAUUACUA
Messenger RNA from Oenanthe melanoleuca, 4871 nucleotides. RefSeq names its product BEN domain containing 4 (gene BEND4). The transcript is spliced from 5 exons. The record is from RefSeq and is a predicted model, not a curated record. Gene Ontology annotation, molecular function: DNA binding. Lineage: Eukaryota; Metazoa; Chordata; Aves; Passeriformes; Muscicapidae. Bases 1 to 1479 code for a protein of 492 amino acids.